AUGAAGGAGCGCUGCGAAAAUGGGAAAAAUAUCGGCUACAAAGUCUGCGCGCAUACGUUGGAACUAGCCCUCGAAUACGGGUACGAGAUUUUGGAGGUUUUCGAGGUUUGGCACUGGUCGAAAUGGACAGACUCGGACCCGGAUUGGAAGCUAAAGUACGAAGCGAGCGGAUGGCCGGACACAUGUCAGACUCCCGCACAACGAGACCAUUUCCUCACCGAUUUCAAAGCCAACCAUGGAAUUGAACUGGAUCCAGCUGCGCUUGAUAUGCCGAAUAAGGGCAAACGUUUCCUCGCAAAGGCCUGCCUCGUCAAUUUGUGGGGGCGUUGUGGACUGAAAGCCGAUCGUUCCUCAGUUGCCUUUGCGAAUACAGUGCAAGCAGUGGAACAAGUUUGGAAUGAUCCUACCCUCCAAAUAACGUACGACAAGAUUUUUGAAGCCGGCGACUCCCCUAUUUGGCUAUUCACCUAUCGGAAGAAGCAGGAUUGGAUUCAUUCUGCGCCAUACGGUAGUCUCCCUAUUGCUUGCUUAACGACUUCCUAUGGCAGGAUCCGAUUAACCAAAUGGCUGCUCGAGAUUGGAUACGAUCGGGUGUUGUAUUCGGAUAGCGACUCUUGCGUAUGGAUUGCUCGCGAUGAUGAUCCCAAACACAUGGAAUUUCUGAGAAGGAAUGCUGGCGAAAACCUGGGUCAACUGAAGAAUGAGACUCUCGUUGCGUCCAGGUAUUCGAACUUCUACCGGAUGCUGAUGGCGGUGUUGACAGCUUCGACAUGGCCGUUGCAGGGCAAUGCACUUUGGACCUCGAGU
Molecule: messenger RNA, 807 nt
Organism: Mesorhabditis spiculigera
Lineage: Eukaryota; Metazoa; Nematoda; Chromadorea; Rhabditida; Rhabditidae
Source: the annotation of a GenBank genome assembly